Coregonus clupeaformis (lake whitefish) is the source of this 1081-nucleotide messenger RNA. RefSeq names its product acidic leucine-rich nuclear phosphoprotein 32 family member B-like. The record is from RefSeq and is a predicted model, not a curated record. NCBI's taxonomy places the organism in Eukaryota, Metazoa, Chordata, Actinopteri, Salmoniformes, Salmonidae.
GAGAGAGACCAGACUCUCACUCUGACAGCAGUAAGAGUCCUUCAGGGGAACCAGACCCAGAGACUCCCAAACCAGUGAGACGCCACCACUGCUCCCAGUCUAAAAGAGCAUGAAAGGAAACACACAGGAGAAAAGCCCUUCCAAUGCUCCCAGUGUGGAAAGAGAUUCUCACGAUCACAUGACCUAAAAUCACAUGAGAGGACACACACUGGGGAAAAACCACACAAUUGCUCCCAGUGUGGAAAGCUUUUUUCCCAUUUAGGGAACCUGAACAAACAUAAGAGAAUACACUCUGGAGAGAAGCCUUACUCCUGUUCCCACUGUGGAAAGAAUUUUAGGUUGUCAGAUAACCUGAAGUCGCAUGAGAGGACACACACAGGGGAGAAACCUUACCAUUGCUCCCUGUGUGGAAAGGAUUUUACCAAGUUAGGGAACCUGAAAGAUCAUGAGAAGAAACACACAGGAGAAAAGCCUUACCACUGCUCCAAGUGUGGAAAGAGAUUUUCAACAUCAUCGGACCUAAUAAAGCAUGAGCGGACACAUACAGGGGAGAAAUCUUACCAUUGCUCACAGUGUGGAAUUAGUUUUUUACGAUCACAUGACCUAAAAUCACAUGAGAGGACGCACACAGGGGAAAAACCACACAGUUGCUCCCAGUGUGGAAAGUGUUUUUUGCAUUUAGGGAACCUUAACAAACAUAAGAAAAUACACUCUGGAGAGAAGCCUUACCCCUGUUCCCAUUGUGGAAAAUUAUUUAGGUUGUUAGAUAACAUGAAGGCGCAUGAGAGGACGCACACAGGGGAGAAACGUUACCAUUGCACCCUGUGUGGAAAGAGAUAUGCACGAUCAUAUGACCUAAAAUCACAUAAAAGGACCCACACAGGGGAAAAAACCACACAAUUACACACACAGGGGAAAAACCACACAAUUGCUCCCAGUGUGGAAAUAAUUUUACCCAGUUAGAGAACCUGUUGCCAUUGUGGAAAUAUAUUUUCAGGAUCACAUUACCUAAAUUCACAUCAAAUCAAGAUUUAUUUAUACAGCACAUUUCAAUCAAUGUGCUUUACAGAAGAAGAAAAAA